This is a messenger RNA of Diabrotica virgifera virgifera (western corn rootworm), 3245 nucleotides long. RefSeq names its product influenza virus NS1A-binding protein-like. The transcript has 10 exons. Lineage: Eukaryota; Metazoa; Arthropoda; Insecta; Coleoptera; Chrysomelidae. The coding region runs from base 1248 to 3023 and encodes 591 amino acids. The record is from RefSeq and is a predicted model, not a curated record. Gene Ontology annotation, molecular function: protein binding.
UGUGUUCAAAUGUUGUGUUCCUUUAAACGAUUUUUAAAUGGUUUGUCUGUUUGUCCGAUAUAAAUAUCCUAACAUUUUCAGUAAGUUAAUUUAUAAAUCCUAAAAGUGAUUUCUGUCGUGCUGAAGAUUAUGAGAAAACGAGAUAAAGAAUUAUUGUAUUGUAUAAUUUUUGCUUUAUAUAUUUUCUAUUAUACAUAUUUUGUAUAAACUAAAAUGUAACAGGAAUUGUGCAAAAUAUUCUAAAUCCCGUCUCGACAAAAUGAGCAUCAGACUAUAAAACUCGGUUUUUCCGCAAGAAAAAACCCACACAUUGUAAAUUUAUCUCAACAUUCGACCCUUAAUCGUCAAUUUUUAACGAUUUGCAAUUUGGUGGUCAAAAAAAAUAGUAGGUAUUUUAUGACGUGUGGUCUUCCCAAGAGAUAUUAAAAAAAUUGCAUCUGCACAGAUGAAACGUUUUCAAACACACAUACGAAGAGACUAUUACCAAAUUUUAGUACUAACAAUUUCAUAAAAUAAUAAAAAACCGAUAAAGAAAUGUUUGCAUCGAAUUCUGACUGUCUAAAUUUACAUCGGACAAACAUAAUGAAUCUUUAAAACGAUUAAAAAAGCGCUAGACAUCCUUUAAACACAAAAACGUCAGAAUCCACUUUUAUUAUGGUAAAAAACAGCCUAACAAUGAAUUUAAUGCAUACUGGUAAAUCUGUCGACAUACUAAUAAAGAUUCGAAAACAACUCAAAAAAAAACAAAAAACGUUGCAAACAAAAAUUUUAUCGCUUUUAUGAAACGUUUGAUAUUCAAUAUAGGUAUUUAUUCAAAUUAGACCGUUUUGAUAGUUUUAAGUAAAUAAAUUGGAGUUUCCGAAAUAAAAAUGGUUACUGGUUGAAAAUUACACACCUACGAAAAAAAAGUGUGAUUAUUUGAAACCGUGAAAAUUGUUAUUGUAAACAGUCAGUUACACUACUGGGCAGCUCUAAAAUCAUCAAAUUUGAAAUUAUUUUGACCAGUAGUUGGCAAUACAGAAGUACACGCCCACAGAUCUGUUCUGGCCAGCAUAUCGCCAUAUCUUUUUGAACUGUUUACUACUGACCAAGAUCAAAAGCGGACCGAAAAUGUGAUCACCUACAGAUUGAAUGGAGGUUUUGAUACGACAGCUUUACAAAUUUUGAUCGACUACGCCUACACCGGCAAGCUUCGCGUCCACUACAAUAACGUAAAAGCAGUGUUUUCGUCUGCAAACAACCUAAAAAUGGAACGAGUAACCAGAAUAUGUGCUCAACAUCUUAUCAAACAUCUCUCUGCUGAGAACUGCGUUGAAAUUAGAUCUCUGCCGGGUAUUGCCAGAAAUAAAGAAUUUAUCCAACAAGUGGAUACCUUCAUUGCCAAAGAGUUUGCAGAAAUCAGCAAAUCUUCCACAGUGUUAAAUCUCUAUUGCGCUCGGAUAGAAGUCCUAAAUCAAUCUCGCGAAGAAAUGUCUCUGGUAAACGAGAACUCACUCUGUAGACUAGUUCUUGAGUGGAUCAGGCGACAGAUCAGCGACGAGCACCUCCUAAUAUCUGAUCUGUCUGAAAAGACAUUUAUGUUGUACCUCGCUUUAGAUAAUUCUCUACAAGACUGUUCAAGCCUCCCUUCGGGCGAUAUUAGCGACACUGAGAUGGUUCAGGACUACAAGAAGCUCUCGUUAAAGGACAAACAGGGAGUGUCGAAACCAAAAAGGAAAGUCCUCGGACAACCUUCUAAACCACGGGUGUUAAUUUAUAAUAGGGAGAUCGGAGAAGAAUUAGAUAAUGAAAUGGAACCUGAUUGGAAUCUUAUAGCGACAACCGCCGUGAGUGAACACAGCUUUUUGGGUUUGGUCACCUUGGCUGGAAAGCUGUCUACACUUUCCAUACAGUUAAAGUUAAACACACCUUCUACUCCUUCUCCGGUCCAAACACCAGAUGCCAGUAGAUCUGCUAGUGAAGACAAACCUGAUCUCUAUUGUGCGGUAGCUAACAUGUUGUGUCAUAGGUGUGCUCAUGGAUGUGGUAAUUACAACAAUACUCUGAUAGUGUGUGGUGGUUAUGAUAGGACAGAAUGCUUAAGAUCUGCAGAACAAUACAUUCCAGAAACGAAUACUUGGAAAAAUCUUCCUCCAAUGAGAGAAAGCCGGGGUCGUUUCAAAAUUGCCGUUCUAGACGACAAAAUUUAUGCCAUAGGUGGUAGUAACGGGACUACGGAAUUGGAUUCUGUGGAAAUGCUUGACUUUUCCGUGGGGAAGUGGGUGAAACUUCCGAGGAUGCCUCUCGCCCGAAGCAAUCUGGGUGUAUGUACGUUGGACAAGAAGAUAUACUGUAUCGGUGGUUGGAAUGGACAAGUUGGUAUCAAACAGUGCCACGUAUACAAUCCAGAAACAGCCGCUUGGACCUCCAUAGCGUCAUUGAAUGCAGGCCGAUAUCAAGCUGGUGUCACAGCAUAUAACAACCUUGUAUACGCCAUAGGAGGCUCAGACGCAUGGAACUGCCUGUCGUCCGUGGAAUACUACAACCCGGUAGAUAACACUUGGCAUUUAUCCAAGCCGAUCAUUACAGCCAGAAGAGGCUGUGGAUUGACUGUAUUCAACAACAAGAUGUACGUCAUCGGAGGUUCGGACGGCUCACAUUCCUUGAAUACGACUGAAAUUUUUGAUGACGAGACGCAGACUUGGACGUUCGGACCAGCCAUGACAACUUCGAGGGCAAAUAUGGAGGUGGCGGUUGUCGGGGAUAGGUUAUAUGCCGUUGGGGGAUUUUCAGGUAAGACAUUCCUGAACACGAUAGAAUACUUGGACCUAAAUUCGAACGAGUGGACCACAUUUGUACCAAAAGGCACCUGUGAAUUUCUGAACAGGAGGAAACCAAGGAGCCGCAAGAACUCCAGAAAGAGCAUGUCAGAGGACAAGAAAUCGCUAAACUCCCCCAGUACACCAUCAGACAUAAUGGAAAACCCCAUGGUCUCCCAUGCGAUCCAGCUAUCAAUGGAAGAAGCAGUUAUUGACAAUUCGUAAAAAAUUAGAUAAUAUAUAUCUUAUAUUAUAUCUUUAAUCAUCAGUAUACAUCUGAUAGGUAUAUAUUUAAUCCAGAAUAAGUAUUAUAUUCAUGUUGUACUGAAGAAUAACUCAGCUUCAUCUUCAUUGAUUAUAUUUUUUUAAGAAAAAUUUCUAAAAUAUCAAAUUGCUUUCUUUUAGGAAGUAUGUAGUAUUUUAGUUUUAAUAAAUUGAUUAUUAAGG